UGCUGCCGUGCGCGCAGCCGGGUGCGCGCCUGCGCAGUUGCGGCGGGUGCCGAGGGUAAUCGCGGGGCGCCCAGAUUGUUCGUUGGUUUACAGUUAAAAUCAAAUUGUCCGCCGCGCCCCAACUGGCAGCGGCCGAGUCGCCAUGUGGAUAUUCGGGUACGGCUCGCUGAUCUGGAAAGUAGACUUCCCGUACCAGGAGAAGUUAGUGGGGUACAUUCGGGGCUACAACCGCCGCUUCUGGCAGGGCAGCACCGACCAUCGGGGCAUGCCGGGCAAGCCUGGAAGAGUUGUCACACUUGUUGAAGAUCCUGAGGGUCUUGUUUGGGGUGUGGCGUAUAAACUACCAGACGGAAAGGAGGAAGAAGUAAAGAAAUAUCUUGACUUACGAGAAAAAAAUGGUUAUAGGACUACUACUGUCACAUUUUAUCCUAAGGAUACUUCAAUUGGUCCUUUUCCUGUGAUGCAAUAUAUAGGAACAUGCGAUAAUCCCAAUUACCUGGGCCCAGCACCCUUAGAAGACAUGGCUCUGCAAAUUUUGAAUGCCGUUGGACAAAGUGGAAGGAACACAGAAUAUCUAUUUAAACUUGCUGACUCCUUACGAAGUCUUGUUCCUGAAGAUACUGAUGAACACCUUUUUUCAUUGGAGAAGAUGGUCAAGGAGCUUGUAGCAGGCAAUGAGAAGUGUAACUGUGUAAACAAUUGAUAGAACAUAGAUAGGGGGGAAAAUGGUUUUCACUUUAGCUUCUUACUCGGUUUUUAUUUCUGCUAUAUUUUAUUCCUGGUGAUCAGCCACAUAAACACAGACUAUAUUUAAUGCAGUGAUAUCUAAAAAAUGAACUCCAAAUUGCCCUACCAAAAGUGGGUGCUCUCAUUGUUCAACUAUGGUCAACUUGGCUUGGCAAAAGAAAAGUCCUAUUUACUCUAGAGACUAUACCAGAUUUAUUGUAUAAUUAAAUACAAGAACAUUUGCACUGGAUACCUUGAUAUUUGUCAACAUUUACUAUAAAACCAUUGAUUGAAUCAGAGAUACUGUAAGUUACAUUUUAACUUGAAAUGGUUAUAUCCGGUAAAAUUACAUUUAUAUGGAUACUGUCAUCCAUUAUUGUUGCUGUAAUCAGCAGACAUUCAGGGAUUGUAAGUGUAUAUUGUGAUGCAAAAUGCAUCCCAAAUAUUGAUCUGUUUAUGUACAAUAUUUGAUCAUGAGUUUUCCUAUUGUAUAUCAAAUUUGUUGUUAACAGAAUCUAGAUAGUUUCUGUGAGAUGAUAGAGUUAAUACCUCCAAUUCAGUAACCUUCCAUCUGAACCAGGAAAUGCCAAAGAUAUCUUUAAGUGAGUGCAAGAGCAGGAAAGUAGGGGAAGGCAGGAAAUAACAAAAGGGAAGGUUGAUUAUAGGGUGGAGACUAGGAGUGAGCAAAUGACAAAGGAAUGAUGAUACAAGGCAGGAGAGCCAAGAAAUAGUUGAUGCGACCAGCGGAGUUGUGAGAAAUAUCCUAACCAAUAUCAUCGCCCUAUAGUCUGAAAAGAUAGUGGUAGUUAUGAUCUAAAAUUGCUGAACAGUAUGUUGAGUAAGUUACCUUCAUAAUCACUGCUGCCAUUCAUUUUGGAAUAUAUAUAUAUGCUAUUAAUAGUUGCGCUGUUGCGCGCACACACACAUUGUACAUAUGUAGUUUGUGAACAAAUUCUCCCCCUCCAUUUGAGGGCAUUAAAAUCCAACUCAUUUAUUAAUUACUGCCAAAUAAAUAUAUAUACUUGGGAAAGGUGACGUUGCAAACUAAGUUACAUACAGAAUGUAAACCUCUAGGUAUACAUUUUUAGGUAUUUCAAAGCUAAAAGGA
Leucoraja erinaceus (little skate) is the source of this 1834-nucleotide messenger RNA. It is a transcript of the gene chac2, whose product is annotated as ChaC, cation transport regulator homolog 2 (E. coli). Gene Ontology annotation, cellular component: cytoplasm. The record is from RefSeq and is a predicted model, not a curated record. The coding region runs from base 143 to 703 and encodes 186 amino acids. Gene Ontology annotation, biological process: glutathione catabolic process. The transcript has 3 exons. NCBI's taxonomy places the organism in Eukaryota, Metazoa, Chordata, Chondrichthyes, Rajiformes, Rajidae. Gene Ontology annotation, molecular function: gamma-glutamylcyclotransferase activity; glutathione specific gamma-glutamylcyclotransferase activity.